AGUUUCCCCAGCUCUCAUCAUCCGCUUGCUCUUUUUCCCUUUUUCCUCUCUCGCCCAAUAAUAAAGUACCGAUCACCCUAAUAAGUCUCAAAACAUCCCACGCGUCCUUUCUCUCAAAUACAUACUACAUACUAGUCCUACUCUUCCGGGCCUUUUUUCGCACCGACGGCUCACCUUCAAUUAUCGUCUUGAAGGCUCUUUAGAUUUGCGAUGCGACAUUGAGCCGAGCGCCGAGAGAAAUAGCAAGAACAGAAAGACACCCGACAACGAAUUAAUAGUAAUCCAACUGCCUAUCCGCAUUCUCUUGAUACGAAUCCAGCUCUCUCUGAACGGCGACCAUCGCACAGCAGCAGCCUCAACUCGGCAACUUUCCAUCUCCUCAAUCAACAUCAUUCAUGGUGGGCGCUCGUCUGGACGUCGAUCCUCUGAGCAUGCAAGCUUCACAAUCAUACCCGUCGCCCACCGCCGCCCAGAUUGGAGAAGGUGUCGGGCCUUUUUUUGCUAACCAGCAAAGGCUCUCACCGCCGGACCAUCUUCAUUUAUCCGCUGCUCCUCUGGCUCGAAAUGCGCUGGAUGAGGGACCAGAUGUUGUCACUGGCGCGCCCCACGAUCACACGGUUGUUGGCGGGCAUCCCACAUCUCCAUCGCAGCUUGCUCGUGCGGGACUAGACCCUGUCCAUGAUCCUGCUUUCGGAGAUCCCACUGCUCCGAGAAAGCGAUCAAAGGUGUCCAGAGCUUGCGAUGAGUGUCGACGCAAAAAGAUCCGCUGCGAUGCCACGUCCGAGUCUGGCCUCGAACAGUGCUCCAGCUGCAAACGUGUAGGCACAAGGUGUCAAUUCAGCCGAGUCCCAAUGAAGCGGGGACCGAGCAAAGGCUACAUCAAGGAACUCGCCGACCGACUCAAUACGCUCGAAAAUUCCAUCCAGCCCAACCCGCACGCUGACCUUCAAUAUGCCGCUGUGAGUGCCGGAGCGACGUCUCCUCGGCCGUCGGACGGCUUCUCUCCACCACCCCCACACGGUUCCUCGUCAUUCCGAAAACGAACCCACUCGGUGUCUGACGGCCUUCAAACAAAUUACAUGCAGUCGCUACCGCAGAGGACGACGAGCGAACGGCUUCCCUCAAUUGGAGGCUGGACUCCCGAGAGUGGUCGUCAUUUACCGCAUCCUGCGGAUCUUUCGUCAAGCUUUCGAGCUCCGUACACAGUCAAUGGCAUCGCUCAGCCCUUUUGGAGACAGGGCGCGCCAGAGAUGGGUAGAAGGGCGAGCGUGAACAUGCCUUAUGAAGCUACCGAUCCACGGCCGGGAGAGCUCAACAGCGACACCAUUCUUGAAUGGGAUGAGAAGACAAUCGACGAAUAUUACCGCAUCAUUCACCCUUGCUUUCCGCUGCUUGCGCACGACAAGGCCAGACUGCGGUCGCGUUUGGCCAAUUGCCCCGUCACGGCACGGGAAGCUUUCCUCGAGGCACUGGAUGCUGCCGUCCGAUCUUUUCCAUCAUCCAACCUCCCACCAACGCGGGACUUUCAAAGCACCAAAAAGGCGGCAGAUCUCAUCUUCCAGUCACAGUACGAAAGCAUCGCUACGCGCACUUUUUCAACCAGUCUGAUCUACUUGCAAACCCUGCUUUUGAUGGUGCUGGAAGCAGACAAUCACGGUCCGGCCACGAUGCGAGGACAACUCGGUCCCCCUCGCGCCGUGUGGAUUGGGAGCGCCGUCGGUCUAGCCUAUAACAUGCGCCUGCAUACCAUCCGUUGUCGAACCGAGGGCGAUGCCGACACAGACGAGAAGAUUGCGCGACGAAAUUGGUGGAACUUGGUCAUUCUCGACCGAUGGCAUGCCUGCAGCACGUCGAGUCCGCUCUUUAUUUCCGAUACCAAUGUAGUCUUGUUGCCUGAAGACCAAUGGCUUCUUGGCGAUUCUACCUUUCACUUGACCCGUCUCUCAUGUAUCAUCGGUCACUUGGCAGAGAUAUUUGUGGCAGCCGAAGAAACUCUGGCACCAUCAUCCUCCUCGGCGCCACUCAUUGGCAAACUGCUCAACGGUGAAAUUGAGCGAUUCCGAGAAUCGAUUGAUCCCGUCAUCGGAUCAUUGAACCUGGUCAAUCUCUGCUACUGGCACGUCCGACUGCUCAUGAAACGCCACAGCCCAACCUCAGAACCGCUCGACCUACUCGCGCCCGCCGAGCGCAUGGCCGCCAUUCUAAACUCCAAUACGACUACAAUCACUCCGCUGAAUCACCACUUUGCUGCGCUUGCGACCUUGACCCUAGUCCAACUGGCCGACAUCCCCGAAACCUCUCGAGGCGCGUGGAAGGGCAUCGAGGACCUACACGAGGCGCUAGACAAGCGCCGCGGCUUCUCCGCGCGUGAAGAUAGUACAGGCUGGGACUCGGCUAUUCGGGAUCUGAUUCUCAAGAAGAAACACCAGAAACAAACGGGCGGCUCCGGACCGCUGGCGAACCAUGCCGGAUUGCAGCAUCUUGCUGAUUUGGCCGUCAGCGGAACGGGCACUGGAUCUGCCGCCGCAGAACGUAAUACUGGAGCUUCUUCCGCAACAAAUAAUGGGGGUGGUGUCGGUCUCGGCCUCACGGGCGAAGGUUCUUCCGGAGCGGUAACAAAUAAUGGUACCACGACAACGAAUGCAGCAGCACCACCACUACCGAGCGGAGGAGGACCAGCGAGCACAACAGGCUCAACAACCUCGACUGGCACGCCAGCGCUGGCAACUAGGGGCAAAGAAACUCGAGCAUCUACAUCGUCGAAUGGCUCCGUCAUCUUAGACGCCCCAUUCGAUCCUACUAGAUUGACGCGAUAUGGGUACUUGACUGCCUUGGUCCAGGAUGGCCGGUGACAUUUGACCGUCUAAAUCCCACCUUUUUUCCCGCCUAAAUCUUCUCUUCAUAAUUUGGUUUUUCUCUUUCGCUCCCUCAUCCCGCUCCCCGUCUUCUCUCGUUUGGUUUUCUUGCCUCGUUUUCUUCAGGAAUCUUGCCCAAACUCCGCAAGCUCAAUACCCCCUACGGCUGCUGCUGCUGCUACGUUGUCCUUUUCUUUCUUUACUCUUUCUUCUUUUCGUAGGUAUCUCUGCUUUGUUUUUGUCGGUCCUGCGGCUACACCGCACCAGCUCACGCUGCUUUGCUUUGCUUUUAUUUUAUUUUAUUUUUUUUUUGUUUUUUUUUGUUUUUUUUUUGGGAGGGGAGGGGAGUUCUUU
Messenger RNA from Xylona heveae TC161, 3209 nucleotides. RefSeq lists its product as hypothetical. Gene Ontology annotation, biological process: DNA-templated transcription. The transcript is spliced from 6 exons. Gene Ontology annotation, cellular component: nucleus. The coding region runs from base 396 to 2852 and encodes 818 amino acids. Lineage: Eukaryota; Fungi; Ascomycota; Xylonomycetes; Xylonales; Xylonaceae. Gene Ontology annotation, molecular function: DNA binding; zinc ion binding; DNA-binding transcription factor activity, RNA polymerase II-specific. The record is from RefSeq and is a predicted model, not a curated record.